AUGCCUCUCUGCGGCGGCACCAAGACUGUACAGCGGAAGCUCGUGCUUCUAGGCGAUGGCGCUUGCGGAAAGACAUCGCUGCUAAAUGUGUUUACAAGAGGGUACUUCCCAACGGUAUAUCCCCCCACAAAGCGAACCAACUGUCUUCGAGAACUAUGUACAUGGGUGCCCCAUCCAGACAUCUUCAUCGACAAUGUGCAUGUCGAGCUGAGCCUCUGGGAUACGGCCGGCCAAGAAGAAUUCGACCGGCUGCGCUCGCUAUCCUAUGACGACACCCAUGCUAUAAUGCUCUGCUUCAGCGUCGACUCGCCCGACUCCUUGGAAAACGUCGAGACCAAAUGGGUGGGCGAAAUUGCGGAGAACUGCCCCGGUGUGAAGCUCGUGCUCGUGGCACUCAAGUGCGACCUCCGAGAACAGACCGACGCCGACGAUGAGGACGGACAGCAAGGCGAGAAACCGGUACUCAUCAACUACGAUCAAGGGCUCAAGGUCGCAGAAAAGAUUCGCGCGUUGAGAUACCUCGAAUGCUCCGCUAUGAAGAACAGAGGUGUCAACGAGGCCUUCACAGAGGCGGCAAGAGUGGCCCUUUCUGUCAAGAACGCAAAGGACAACGACGCGAAGUGCGUCGUUAUGUAA
Messenger RNA from Diplodia corticola, 636 nucleotides. RefSeq names its product rho3 protein. Gene Ontology annotation, biological process: small GTPase-mediated signal transduction. The transcript is spliced from 8 exons. The record is from RefSeq and is a predicted model, not a curated record. Bases 1 to 636 code for a protein of 211 amino acids. Gene Ontology annotation, molecular function: GTPase activity; GTP binding. Lineage: Eukaryota; Fungi; Ascomycota; Dothideomycetes; Botryosphaeriales; Botryosphaeriaceae.